GAUUGCCCAAGAAAUGGUAUAAAAACCGUCUCGGUCCUGGGCUGCUCCAACAGAUCCUCUCGGCUCGCUCCGUGCUCCACAGGGCCCGAUCUUCCCGCCGCUUUGCCGUUGCUCAUCCCAAACCCAUCCCAUUCCCAGAAGAUGUCUUCCUACAGACAGAGCUCCAGCUCCCGCUGCCUGGCUCCCUGCGGGAUCUCCUGUCCCCAGCCCUACGCCAACGCCUGGARCCAGCCCUGUGUCACCUCCUGCGGGGACUCUCGGGCCGUGGUUUGUCCCCCGCCCGUGSUCAUCACCUUCCCGGGGCCCAUCCUCAGUACCUGUCCCCAGGAGAGCUGCGUGGGCUCCUCGACACCCUCGGGAUACGGAAAUUUCCUGACGUCCGAGGGUUCCUACGGGAAUUCCUGCAAUUACGGGAGGUCCUUCUCUUCCUACGGAUCCGCGUUCAGGAGCUGCAGACCGUGUUAAACACCCGGGGAAAUGAGGAGGAAGAGGAGCCUUCAGCAAAUCGGGGCGAUUCCCGGAGCAUCCUCACUCCCACCCUUCUCUGUAAAUUCCCUUUGUUUUUCUGACUCUUUUUUCCAGCGGUUUCUGCUCAUUCCGACCUCAAAAUCGUCCCAUCCGCGGUCYCUGGUGGAGUUUGUGUCACCUUCCCGAGCUGUAGAAAAGCAGGAAUCAUCCCUUUGGAAUGCACAGCCCCGGAGCGAUCCUUUCCUUUGCUCCCGUGAUGUUUUCCCGGAGUUUUCCAUUCCCGCUGUGAUAUUCCUCUCCUUCCUUUCUCAUUAAAGCUUUAUGCAUCAAAA
Messenger RNA from Malurus melanocephalus (red-backed fairy wren), 800 nucleotides. Its product is annotated as feather keratin 4-like. Gene Ontology annotation, molecular function: structural constituent of cytoskeleton. Bases 142 to 465 code for a protein of 107 amino acids. Gene Ontology annotation, cellular component: intermediate filament. Lineage: Eukaryota; Metazoa; Chordata; Aves; Passeriformes; Maluridae. The transcript has 2 exons. The record is from RefSeq and is a predicted model, not a curated record.